Molecule: messenger RNA, 2327 nt
Organism: Syzygium oleosum
Lineage: Eukaryota; Viridiplantae; Streptophyta; Magnoliopsida; Myrtales; Myrtaceae
Product: aspartate--tRNA ligase, chloroplastic/mitochondrial
Exons: 15
Coding region: 69-2078 (669 amino acids)
Biological process (GO): aspartyl-tRNA aminoacylation
Cellular component (GO): cytoplasm
Molecular function (GO): nucleic acid binding; ATP binding; aspartate-tRNA ligase activity
Source: RefSeq, a predicted model, not a curated record
UUCAAAGUCCUUCUCCUCUCUCUUCUUCUUCUUCUUCUUCUUCAAGCUCGGAGGCAAUCCAAGCAACCAUGUCGCUUCUUCGCGCCAUCCCUCUCGUGUCCCUCCGACUAAGACCCUCCCGCGCUCUCGUCCCCGGCGUCCUCCGGCUCAAUCUCCGGCCGCCGUCGCCGCGGAAGAACGUCGGCGUCCUCCCCGUUCCUGUCGCCGCCAAUUGCUGCUGCUGUUCUACUUCCUUUUCGACUUCGUCGGAAGCCUCGGCCGCCGGUUCUCAAGCCCCAGUGGCUCCCAAGGACGGCGGGCUCGUCUGGGUGUCGAGGACCGGGCUCUGCGGCGGGCUGUCGUCCGAUGACGUGGGCAGGAGGGUCCGGAUUUGCGGGUGGGUCGCGCUUCAUCGGGUCCAUGGUGGUCUCACGUUUCUCAAUCUCAGAGACCACUCCGGCAUUGUGCAGGUCACAACCCUGCCCAAUGAGUUCCCGGAGGCCCAUGCUGCCAUAAAUCAAUCGAGGCUUGAAUAUGUGGUUUCCGUUGAAGGAAUCGUGCGGUGUCGGCCAGCUGAGUCAAUCAACAAGAAAAUAAAAACUGGGAUGAUAGAGGUUGCUGCUGAGCAUGUCCAAAUAUUGAAUACUGUUAGGUCUAAGUUGCCUUUUUUGGUCACUACCGGAGAUGACGGAAAAGAUGCAGUGAAGGAGGAGAUUCGUCUAAGAUACCGAUAUCUCGAUUUGCGCCGUCAACAAAUGUACUCCAAUAUCACACUGCGACAUAGAGUGGUCAAACUCAUUAGGCAGUACCUGGAGGAUAUGCAUGGUUUUGUGGAGAUUGAGACUCCAAUUCUUUCAAGAUCAACUCCGGAAGGUGCUCGAGAUUAUUUGGUGCCAUCAAGAGUUCAGCCAGGAACAUUUUAUGCUUUGCCCCAGAGUCCACAGCUGUUUAAGCAAAUGUUGAUGGUCUCCGGUUUUGAUAGAUAUUAUCAAAUAGCAAGAUGUUUCAGAGAUGAAGAUCUAAGGGCUGAUAGACAACCUGAAUUUACACAACUUGAUCUCGAAAUGGCUUUCAUGCCUUGGGAAGAUAUGCUGAAGCUCAAUGAGGAUUUAAUUAGAAAGGUAUUCCUGGAGAUAAAAGGCAUUGAGCUACCUGACCCUUUUCCAAGGCUCACUUACGCCGAAGCAAUGAGCAGAUAUGGUUCAGACAGACCAGAUACUCGAUAUGAGCUAGAAUUGAAAGAUGUGUCUGAUAUAUUUGUGGAGGCAUCCUUUAAGGUUUUCUCUGACGCCUUGAGAAGUGGUGGGAUUGUUAAAGCAUUAAGUGUUCCUUCAGGUGCAAACGCUUACUCCAACACAGCUCUCAAAAAAGGUGGACUUUACAGCGAAGCAAUUAGAUCUGGGGCAAAGGGCCUGCCUUUCCUGAAAGUCUUGGAAAAUGGGGAAAUUGAGGGCAUUCCUGCAUUGGUAUCAAGUUUGGGCCCUCAAAAAACGGAUUUGCUAUUGAAAAGAUGUGCUGCAGCCUCUGGUGACCUAAUUUUGUUUGCAGUUGGAGAUCCUGGUUCUGUCAAUAGAUCUCUGGACCGACUUAGGUUAUUUAUUGCACAGGAAUUAGGCUUGGUUGAUCAUUCCAGGCAUUCAAUUUUGUGGGUGACUGACUUUCCAAUGUUUGAGUGGAACGAUUCAGAGCAGAGACUUGAGGCCUUGCAUCAUCCUUUUACUGCCCCAAACCCUAAAGACAUGGAAAAUCUUUCUUCUGCUCGUGCCUUGGCUUAUGACAUGGUGUACAAUGGAGUAGAGAUUGGUGGCGGGAGCCUGCGAAUUUACAAGCGCGAAGUUCAACAAAAGGUUCUGGAAAUUGUUGGAAUCUCUCCAGAAGAGGCUGAAGCAAAGUUUGGGUACCUUCUGGAGGCUUUGGAUGCAGGUGCUCCUCCCCAUGGUGGAAUUGCGUAUGGCCUCGACAGACUGGUGAUGUUGUUGGCCAGCGCUAAUUCGAUAAGGGAUGUCAUAGCUUUUCCAAAAACGACUACUGCUCAGUGUGCCCUUACUCGUGCACCCUCGGAGGUUGAUCCUCAGCAGCUAAAAGAUCUAUCCUUGUAGGCCCAGUAACUUAUUAGAUGAGUGUGGAGCUAGCUCUUCUCUUUAUAGCUAUCAUUUUUUAAGAUGGGAUCUCUUUUUUAUCGUUUAAUCUCAUCAAUAUCUCGAGAACAUUUUAGCGGGAUAAGAAUAAAAGGAUUAAUUACAUUAGUGGCUGGAGUGUACUUCCUCGAUAGUUUGUCUCCAUAAAUGUAUCUAUUGGAAUAUCAAAAGUUUUUUGUUGAUCAGCAAAGCAGCUUUUCUUUUUGUUCU